UGUGGAGUAAAACAUAUUAAAUUCUGGACUUUAUGCGGGAAUGCCCUCACAGCCAAAAAGGGUGUUUUCGGCAAAGUUGGGGACAUCCAGACGAUUUUAUGUCUUGCUUUCGGCCAGGAUAAUGUUACAUAUUCUGGAACGCUGUCAGGAGAUGUCUAUAUAUGGAGUGCUAAUAAUCUCACAAGGGUGGUAGAGGGCGCUCAUCAGGGGAGCAUAUACAGUAUGUAUAUGGCAGAUGAAGGGUUUGCCACAGGAGGCAAGGAUGGCUGUGUACGUUUGUGGGAUGCAGACUUCAAACCUCUCACUAAAAUGGAUGUCAAAGAGACCCAGGAAGGCUAUCCAGGCUUAACAGUACGUAGCGUAAGCUGGAGGGGGGAGAGGGUCCUUGUAGGCACCCAGGACAGCGAGAUAUUUGAGAUAAGUGUCCAACAGAGGGAAAAGCCUCGCUGUCUGAUGCAAGGCCACGCUGAGGGAGAAUUAUGGGCCUUAGCCGUUCAUCCUAAACGUCCAAUAUUUGCCACUGCUAGUGAUGAUUGUACUGUCCGGAUCUGGAGCAAUUUAGACCAGGAAAUUCUGUCCAAGACUACACUAGAUGAACCAAUACGCUCAUGUGCCUUCAAUGCUGAUGGAUCACAUCUAGCUUGUGGAAUGGCAGAUGGUAGCUUCAAAGUGCUCAAGUCUAAGGAUCUGUCCGAACUCACACAUAUCAAAGAUCGUAAAGAAGUACUCCACGAGAUGAAAUAUUCUCCCGAUGGGAACUACCUCGCUGUCGGCUCAAAUGACAAUUACGUCGACAUCUACUCUGUCCAGCAACAUUAUAAAAAGGUCGGCCAGUGUUCAGGAAAUUCCAGCUUCAUCACACAUUUUGAUUGGUCAGAAGAUUGUAAAUAUUUACAGACCAAUAGCGGAGCUGCUGAGAGAUUGUUCUUCAGAAUGCCAACUGGAAAGCAGUGUACGAAUAAGGAAGAAAUAAGGUCAAUACACUGGCAUAGCUGGACGUGUGUCUUGGGUAGUGAAGUGAAUGGCAUCUGGGAGAAGUACACAGAUACUAAUGACGUAAAUGCUGUCGAUGCUUACUUCGGGGGAGAGGUUGUUGUCACGGGGGAUGAUUUUGGACUUGUGAAAUUAUUCCGUUUUCCCAGUCUCAAAAAAGGUGCAAAAUUCAGGAAAUAUGUUGGCCACUCUGCCCAUGUGACAAACGUGCGGUUUAGCCAUGACAAACAGAAGGUGAUCACAACGGGGGGUGGGGACCAUGCUGUGUUCCAGUGGCGGUUUAUACCUGAAGGGAUGACUAUAGAGGAUGACGAUACACAUGAUCAAGGAGCGUAUGUUGACUCAAACAGCGAAGACUCCGACUCUGAUUUGUCCGAUGUUGGUGAACUCGACUCUGAUAUUGAAAAUGAAAAACAAAAGACAUAUGACAGGGAGGUCUACAGAGAGGACAUGGCUGUGCUGAAGAAGAACAUAAAGAACCAGAUGAAACCAGGAGAAAAAAGAGGAAAAGCACCAACCCAGGGGCUGAAGCUCGAGUUUAUCCAUGGAUAUCGAGGCUACGAUUGUCGCAACAACUUAUUUUACACCCAAGAUGGCCGUGUUGUUUACCAUGUAGCAGCCGCAGGAAUCGUGUACAAGAGGGAGACAAAUAAACAACAGUUCUACCUGGGUCAUUCUGACGAUAUAUUAUGUCUGUGUAUUCAUCCUAUGAAAGAUUAUAUAGCAACUGGACAGAUUGGAAGAGAGCCACCUAUACAUAUUUGGGAUGCAGAGACUUUGAAGACAAUCUCAAUUCUCAAGGGAGCACAUCAGAGGGGUGUAUGUGCUGUAGAUUUCUCAGCGGAUGGAAAGAGACUUGCAUCAGUUGGUUUGGAUGACAAUCACACAAUCGUGGUAUGGGACUGGAAGAAAGGGGAGAAACUAGCCACAACAAGAGGUCACAAGGACAAGAUAUUUGUGAUAAAGUGGAAUCCUCAUGAACAAAACAAACUAGUUACUGUAGGAGUAAAACAUAUUAAAUUCUGGACUCAAACAGGUGGGGGAUUUACAUCGAAUCGUGGCACUUUUGGUAAUGUUGCCAAGUUAGACACAAUGAUGUGUAUUACAUAUGGAAAGUCACCAGAUCUUGUGUACACUGGGGGAGGAAAUGGAAAGGUGUAUAUAUGGUCUGGGAAUACUUUAUCGAAGGCUGUCAAGGCUCAUGAUGGCCCUUGUUUCGCCAUGCAUUCACUCGACAAGGGGUUUGUGACUGGUGGAAAAGAUGGCAUGGUUGCUCUCUGGGACGAGACAUUUGAGAGAUGUCUGAAAACUUACGCCAUAAAACGAUCCUCACUUACUCCAGGUACUCGAGGUGUCCUUGUUCAAGAACUUCCUGCAGUUAGAGCCAUAAUCUUGGGCCACGGGCAUAUACUUGUUGGAACUAAAAAUAGUGAAGUUUUAGAAAUCGAUAAAUCUGGACCAAUCAACAUUCUUAUACAGGGUCACAAAGAAGGAGAAUGCUGGGGUCUCGCCACCCACCCUUCAGAGCCACAAUGUGCCACGGUCAGUGACGACAAAACCCUCAGAAUAUGGGAUCUUCGAGAACAUCGGAUGCUCAAUUGUAAAAUCCUCAAAAAACCAGCUCGCUGCGUCUGUUAUUCUCCCGAUGGCAAAGCUAUCGCAAUUGGUCAUAAAGAUGGCAGCUUUGUAGUUGUCAAUGGGGACACUUUGGAAGAUAUCGUCGCUUUUCAUCAACGUAAACAAGAAAUACAAGAUAUAAGAUUCUCACCAGAUCCUGGUAAAUAUUUGGCUGUUGCAUCGCAUGACAACUUCAUAGACAUUUACAAUGUACUAAGCAGCAAACGUGUCGGCAUAUGUAAAGGACACUCAAGUUAUGUCACUCAUAUAGACUGGGACGCUAGAGGGAAACUGAUAGUCAGCAAUUCUGGGGCAAAAGAACAACUAUUCUUUGAAGCCCCUAGGGGCCAUCGACAAACAAUGAAAAAUGCACAAAUUGAAAGUCAAUCUUGGGCCUCCUGGACGGGGGUCCUCGGCCACACCUCUGAAGGGAUCUGGCCCCCAUGUAGUGACGUCACGGAUGUAAAUGCAGCUUCGUUGUCGAGUGAUCGUUCAUUGCUCGCAACUGGCGAUGAUUUUGGUUUUGUGAAAGUGUUUGAUUACCCAGUAAAGGGCAAGUUUGCAAAGCACAAGAAAUAUGUAGGUCACAGUGCCCAUGUUACUAAUGUACGUUGGAGUCAUGAUGAUCGUUACCUGGUGUCGUGCGGUGGUGAUGAUACUUCCGUCAUGGUGUGGUCCCAUGGGGGUGCAGGUGAUGUCUCUGGGGGACAGGGAGACAGUGAUGACAGUGAUACAGACUCUGAAGAGGAAGGAGGUUAUGACAGUGACGUUGCUAGGGAGAAGAACAUGGACUACUCCACUAAAACAUACACAAAGUCAAUCCGUGAAAACACGGGCGUUAAACCUCAUCUUCAGGAUUAUGAUGACGACCUUGACAAAAUGUUUGUUCCUGGAAGGCGAUUCCAGAAUAUUCCUUUUACUAGAUCUAACAAAAGGCCAAGUGUGACGAGGAAUGCUCCACAGCCUCCAAGAGUAAAGAAGGCAGACCCUGCCCUCUCAAGUACUGGAAAACCAUCCAAGAGAAAAAUUCAACAGGUUCAGGAUCUCCAGUUAGAUUAUAUAUUUGGCUACCGUGGGUUUGACUGCCGUCGUAAUCUGUUCUACCUGAAUGACGGCACUGACAUCAUUUAUCAUGCAGCUGGCGCUGGAAUCGUGCAGAACCUUUCUUCAGCUCACCAGAGUUUCUACUUAGAGCACACUGAUGACAUCAUAUGCUUAGCUGUCAAUCAACAUCCAAAAUUUAGAAAUGUCGUAGCAACUGGCCAGAUAGGCUCCACCCCUGAGGUGAAUAUAUGGGAUGCUUCCACUAAAGAGACCCUGUCAGUCAUUAGAGGUUUCCAUAAAAAAGGAGUAUGUUGCGUUGAUUUCUCAUGUGGCGGAAAGCUGCUUCUUACUGUCGGGAUCGACGAUGAUCAUUCACUUGCGGUUUGGAGAUGGCAAGAUGGCUCAAAGGUGUGUAGUGCAGCGGGUCACACAAGUCGGAUCUUCCAUGCCGAGUUUAGACCAGAUUCUGACAGUGCCUUUGUUACAGUGGGGGUCAAACAUGUGAAAUUUUGGACUAUCGCGGGUGGAGAACUAAUUGGCAAGAAGGGUUUAUUGGCAAAUGUUGGAGAAGGAGAUGAGGAAGUCAAGAUGCAGACUAUGCUCUCAAUUGCAUUUGGUGCUAAUAAUAUGACAUAUACUGGUGCAAUGAAUGGUGAUGUUUAUGUAUGGAAAAACACAUCACUUGUAAGAAUAGUGAAAAAGGCUCACAAUGGUCCAGUUUUCUCCAUGUAUACAACACUCAGGGAUGGGCUCAUUGUUACAGGCGGCAAAGAAAAACAGGGUGGUGGUCCAGUGAAACUCUGGGAUCAAGACAUGAAGAGAUGCCGUGCAUUUCAACUAGAUACAGGACAGGAAGUGGAUGUUGUAAAAUCUGUAGCACGUAGCAAGGGGAAGAUCUUAAUAGGUACAAAAAACAGUGAAUUUCUGGAAGUGAAUGAAAAGUCAGGCUCGACACAAAUGAUAACUUGCGGCCAUGCCGAAGGAGAACUGUGGGGACUGGCUGUCCACCCGCAACUUGAGAGAUUUGUGACUGCCAGUGAUGAUGGUACUGUAAGAGUCUGGGACAUUGUGAACAAGAAUAUGCUAAGUAAGAUAAACCUCGGGGCAGCAAGAUCCGCCCACUUUAGUCAUGAUGGACAGUUAAUCGCAGUGGGUUUAAAGAAUGGAAGCUUCGCUGUGAUCCAAGCAGAAUCUAUGAGAAUCUUGGCCCAGAAACGAGACAGAAACUCCAUUAUUAACGAUGUCAGAUUCAGCCCCGAUGGUCGUUUCUUAGCUGUGGGGUCUUUAGAAUGCUGCGUAGAUUUUUAUGAUGUUACUCAGGGGCCCAAGCUAACCAGGGUAGGGUUCUGCAAGGGCAUCCCUAGUUUUGUGAUCCAGAUGGACUACUCCGUUGACAGCAAAUAUAUCAGGGUUAGCACUGGUGCUUAUAUCCACCAGGUGUUUGAGGUUCCCGCUGGCAACCAGGUUGAGGACAAAGCUGUCAUCAAUAAAAUCACCUGGGCAACCUGGACAAGUGCCUUGGGUGAGGAGGUUAUUGGUGUGUGGCCAAGGGACUCCACUGACAAGGGGGACAUCAAUUGUGCGCAUGUAUCUCACCAAGGCAACGCCAUAGCAACAGGAGAUGAUUUUGGCACUGUCAAAUUAUUUAGUUUUCCAUGUCCCCAUAAAGAUGCGGCACAUAAGAAAUUCUAUGGUCAUUCAGCGCACGUGACGAAUGUUUGGUUCACGCACAAUGAUAAAUACCUGAUAUCUACAGGCGGAGAUGACUGUUGUGUAUUUGUAUGGAAAUGCAAGUAGGCAGUAUUCCCUGGAGCCAAAACACCCAUAGAAGCUUGAUUAUAGACAUUCCUAGGAUGGCAGGCCAGAUGACCAUAGCCAAUUGCAACUGCACUGAUAAACAAGGACUAUGUGAUGUAUAUGAUGUACAUAUCCAGUCAAGUUUCCAUUAACAGGCAGCUAUAUUAAGGGAGAAAACUGCAAAUGAAAUUAGUUUCAUUUUACAAUUUCAUUGGCAAGAUGUGCUUUGUGUGUUUACAGUUGUCUCAGUAUAGUUUGUUAAAUAAAAAAUGACUGCAUUUCAGCUUUCUGUAACAAUAUGCAUUUAAAAGCUGCUAUUCCAAAUAAUACUUGUACAUUCCUCAUGAAAUCAAAAGAGGUAUUAAUAUAUGUAUAAUAUCUAGAUUGUUGAGUGGGGUAUGUUACCGAUUCAUGGUUAUUAGGGGUUUCAAUACCCCAUUAACCAAAAACAUUUGUUUUAUGUAAAUGUUGUAGAGUAUUCAGACAGAAAUUCUAAUUAAAAGUAAAAUAUAUUUAUGAAGGAAAAUUUAUUUUCUAUAUUUUAUUGGACUUUCUCUUAUAUUAAAGUCUCUGAUAUUUUAUAGAAUUUACAAAGAAAUGUAGUUUUAAUUCAAAAAUGUAAAAUGUGACUGAAAUCCGACCAUUGUAUUAUUAUUUGAUAUAAUAGCUUACAUUUUAUGGAUUUUGAUAUUUUCAAUAUUGUAUGUUAAAAGAUAUGUAUGUAUUUGUACAUAAUUUAUACUAAUGUACAUUUAUACUCAAUAUGUUCUGUCCAUAUUAUGAUCUCUGUACACAUUUAUUUUGUAUAUGUUUAUUGAUGUAAAAAUGUAUGUACAUUUUCGUAUAUUUAAUAGAUGUCAUCUCA
Molecule: messenger RNA, 6316 nt
Organism: Owenia fusiformis
Lineage: Eukaryota; Metazoa; Annelida; Polychaeta; Sabellida; Oweniidae
Source: the annotation of a GenBank genome assembly